Messenger RNA from Penicillium nucicola, 1854 nucleotides. It is a transcript of the gene hem14, whose product is annotated as oxygen-dependent protoporphyrinogen oxidase. The transcript has 3 exons. NCBI's taxonomy places the organism in Eukaryota, Fungi, Ascomycota, Eurotiomycetes, Eurotiales, Aspergillaceae. Gene Ontology annotation, molecular function: protoporphyrinogen oxidase activity, oxygen as acceptor. Gene Ontology annotation, biological process: heme biosynthetic process. The coding region runs from base 1 to 1854 and encodes 617 amino acids. Gene Ontology annotation, cellular component: mitochondrial inner membrane. The record is from RefSeq and is a predicted model, not a curated record.
AUGCCCAAGAUGCGACUACCACACUCCUCGAGCCUAUUAAGGCGAGGAAAUCUCGUUAACGUCCACAGUCGCCUGGGCUUCACAAGCACACGUAGCCACAGCACCGCCGUGCUAGGCGGUGGUAUCACCGGCCUCACCGCGGCCUGGCAGCUGAUCCAAGACCCCAAAUGCAAGCAAGUCGUGCUAUACGAGAAAUCAGAAAGACUGGGAGGAUGGGUCGACUCUGAAAUCAUCCCCGUCAAGGGCGGCAAUGUUGUCUUCGAGUAUGGGCCGCGGACGUUGAGGAGCUCCCUGCCAGGCUCUUUAGCUACGCUUUACCUGGCUACGAACCUCGGCUUGUACAAAGACCUCAUCCUUACCCCGAAAAGCAGCCCCGCUGCUCGCAAUCGCUACAUUUACUACCCCGACCAUCUUGUUCGUAUGCCCGCGCCCGAACCGGGUUUGACCGCAUUUGAGUUCAUCAAAAAGACCUUGAAAACCAUGUGGAACGAACCUGUCUUUGAUAAGUUUUUGCCUGGACUUUUACAUGAUAUCUAUACUCAACCGCGUCAUGCGACUGAGUGGGCCAACGAUGAAUCCGUCGCGGACUUUAUUGGACGGCGUUUUCACCCCAAUGUCGCUGAUAACCUGCUCUCCGCUGUAUAUCACGGUAUCUAUGCCGGUGACAUCGAUCAAUUAAGUGCCCAGAUGCUUAUGGGUACGAUCCGCGAUCUUGAAGGUGGCACCGGGGGCGUUGGUUCGUUUGUGCCUGGAGGCGUUGUCUCCUCUAUGAUCAGCCGAGCUUUUGCUCGCAAAAUGUCACAUGCGAUAGAUGAUUACUUGGCCGUGGACGCUAUUUCGAGCUCGCUAGAGGCAUCGAAAAAUCAGCACGACCUAGAGAAAAUAGUGGCCAAAGCUAGCACUUUCACCUUUAAAAAAGGAGUUGGCCAGCUGAUCGAUGCUCUGGUUAUUUCUUUGAAGAAUUCCGGCAAGGUUCAAAUCGUCACAAACUCAAACCUUGAGCGUGUUGCUUGGGAUGCUAAAGAUGGAAUCCUUAUCGACCAUUCAGCGCUCAGGGGGAAAGGCCUCGAAACAAAGAAAUUCAACCAUGCCAUAUCUACAAUUCCCCCAGCUUCACUGGCCAAAAUACUCCUCCCAGCCAAGGGAACUAACCAGGAAUACGAAGGUGUCACCCGUAGCCUCCUCCAAAAGCAAAAUUACGCAGUGACAGUCAUGGUCAUAAACCUCUACUACCCAAACCCAAACCUUAUCCCAGUGGAAGACGGGUUCGGGUACCUAAUCCCCCGUUCAAUCCCCUAUGAUCAAAACCCAGAAUGCGGACUCGGUGUGAUCUUCGCCUCAGCCUCAAGCAAAGGCAAAAGCACGCAUCCAAUCGGCCCAGCCACCAGUCAAGACACAGUCUCGGGAACUAAACUCACCGUCAUGAUAGGCGGCCACUACUGGGACGGGAUAGACAAAUAUCCAGACCACGACACAGCCGUCAAAAUGGCCCGCAACAUGCUCAAGAGACACCUCGGCAUCACCGAUGAGCCUACCGUUGCACGCACCCGUCUGCAGAAGGACGCUAUCCCCCAAUACACUGUCGGCCAUCUGCAACGGAUGUAUGCUCUUUCAAAUGCGGCUAAGAUCGAGUACAGCAACACGCUCAGCCUCGCUGGCAACUGGUAUAAUGGCGUUGGGGUGUCGGAUUGUGUCAAGCAGGGUAUUCUGUCGGCGACGUAUGGCACUGGUAGGGUUACGCCUGAUACCAGGGAUGGUCCUUGGCGGCCUUGGAAUGGUGUUGUUGAUCCUCAGUGGCAGUAUCAGGGUGGUAUUGCUAUGUCGCCGGUUAGGUUUACUGACUCGCGAUUGUAG